AGAGAAGAGAGGCAGGCAGCAGACAGACACACAAAUAGGAAUCAGUCUAGCAGAGUGAGCUUUGCAUAGGGAGGCUAAGGCCAGAGGAAGAGGGGGGUCAAGGAGAGAGAGGCACACAGAGACAAAAAAGCACAACAGAAGAAGACAGGAAGCAACAAGAAACCAAUAAAGACAAACUCUGAAAGAGAAAAAGACCUUUGGAGCAAUAGCUAGUUGGUAUCCCACAAAAGGUUGGUAGCUCUCAGCGGUUUGAUUCAGAGCAGCCAGCAGUCAUAGUCAGUCAUGGCAACACAAUCCGGUCCUCAAGGCAGGGUCUUGUUCCAAACGCCGGAGGAGAAGGAAGAAGAGGAGCCUUCCCAGCGGAGGCUGGGAAAACUCACCGUCAAAUACAACCGCAAAGACCUGCAGCGGAGACUGGACAUCGAGGAGUGGAUCGAUGGGCAACUCCAUCUCCUGUUUGACUGUGAGGAAGAGGACAUACCAGAGUUGGAGAUUGACAUUGACGAAUUGCUAGACCUUUCAAACUCAGAACAGAGAUUAAAACUACAUGAACUGCUUCAAGAGUGUGGCAAACCCAGAGAGGAUUUUAUCAAUGGCUUGCUGUAUCGGAUAAAGGGCCUACGCAAGAUGUCAGGACCUCUGAGGAAAUAAAUCAUCCUGUGAGGCAGAGGCAAUGUACACAGGCCAACAUCUUCCUUCACACCAACAACUAGCUGAGGCUACAUGGGCCUAGAGCCACAUGGGUCCACUUCAAACUGGACAGUUGUGAUAAUAGUUUACCAGAAGAUCAAAGGAUCUUCAUAACACACUAUGUAGUUUCAGUGGUGCAGUGUGGGGACUAGCACUGGGACAGAGGAAACUAUAUCACACACACACACACACAAACA
Messenger RNA from Osmerus eperlanus (European smelt), 887 nucleotides. RefSeq names its product protein phosphatase 1 regulatory subunit 14B-like. The transcript is spliced from 4 exons. Gene Ontology annotation, biological process: regulation of phosphorylation. Gene Ontology annotation, molecular function: protein serine/threonine phosphatase inhibitor activity. The coding region runs from base 283 to 651 and encodes 122 amino acids. NCBI's taxonomy places the organism in Eukaryota, Metazoa, Chordata, Actinopteri, Osmeriformes, Osmeridae. Gene Ontology annotation, cellular component: cytoplasm. The record is from RefSeq and is a predicted model, not a curated record.